AUGCCACGUGGAUUUUUAGUGAAACGGAGUAAACGAGGCUCACCAGCAUCAUACAAGGUGCGCGUUGAGGAAAAAGAGCUGCGCAAAGUGGACCAGUCUCCACAAACUCCAGAUGGACCCACAUGUGUCCUAGUUGAAUGUCCAGAUUUGGUGGAAUCAGAACCUAUUAGAGAAGCAUGGACAGCUGGUAUAACCUCCAAAUAUAUCCAGCCACGUAUACAAGAGGACAGUGGAGUUGUUGGCGAGAGCAGCGAUUACGCACAGAGCUACUUCAACCAGCCAGAUCAGAGCGCGUCAUUUCCCGACUGCUACAGCCCGAUCAAACCGGUCAGCCUCGAGCUCAAGCAGUCGUUUCUGGACCGGUGUCUGAGCUCACCCACCACGGCCGAGUCCUUUCCACUGCACCCCCCGGUGACCUCCGUCGAGCGUCUCCAUAUGAACCACGCAGACAUGAAGUUUGGCACGCCAGUGUCCACUUCGUUGCCCACUUAUCCGUCUUUUCAUCAGUGCGUAAAGCGCGCAUUCAUGGAGUCCGAGCGCAAGACCAAACCGCCCGCGAAAAAGCCUAAAGUCUUCAGAAAACUCAACUUUGAAGACGAAGUCACCACCUCACCAGUCCUAGGACUUAAAAUCAAGAAGGAAAGCCCCGAAACCAAGCUGGCACCAUCAAGCCGAAAGAAGCCGUUGGGUGAGUUCAUAUGCCAGCUUUGUAAGGAAGAAUACCCUGACCCGUUUUCCUUGGCGCAGCACAAGUGCUCCAGGAUUGUGCGCGUUGAGUACCGCUGCCCGGAGUGCGAUAAAGUUUUCAGCUGCCCCGCCAACCUCGCUUCGCAUCGAAGAUGGCACAAACCUCGCAGUUUAAGCAGUGGAGAAGCGCCAAAUGGGAAGAAAUCACAACUAGAAGUGCGUAACCACGAGAAAGCAUCUGUGGAAGGGAAGGAGAACGCCAGUAAGGUCAGAGUAAACAAUAAGCACCAGCUCGGUCCGGACAGCUCCCAACAACACCAAUCAGCACCGGACAGCAACAUGAUGCACAGAGCAUCCCAAGACCCUCCUCCUCUGGAGCAAAGGUAUCCAUCCACUGAUAAGUGCUUUGAUCUGCACAGUGACAGCUCCAGGUUGUUUGAUCACUGUCCCGAAGAGCCCGAAAGGUCGACCACCCCCUAUCUACCCUCACCAGGCACUAAAGAAGUGUAUGAAUGCCACUACUGCAGCAAGAAGUUCAGAAGACAAGCCUACCUGAGAAAACACCUGGCUGCACAUGAGACGAUCAAAGUAUCCUCCUAUAAUAACCAUCAUAUAGAGACUGGGCAGAUCACCUUUCCAUGCCACCUGUGUGGAGUGCACUUCCCCUCGGCUGAUAUAAGGAACAAACACAGACUUUGGCAUAGUGUCAGAGACGAUUUGUUACUCAGACCAGAUCUGAGUCCAGGAGAACAACAGAUCUUCUCAUGCAAACACUGCCCGUCCACAUUCUUCAGUUCUCCAGGUUUGACCAGACACAUUAACAAGAGCCAUCCACCAGAGAAUAGACAGGUGAUGCUCCUACAGAUGGCUGUCAGACCGGGAUGCUGA
Molecule: messenger RNA, 1575 nt
Organism: Xyrauchen texanus (razorback sucker)
Lineage: Eukaryota; Metazoa; Chordata; Actinopteri; Cypriniformes; Catostomidae
Product: insulinoma-associated protein 2-like
Exons: 1
Coding region: 1-1575 (524 amino acids)
Biological process (GO): neuron differentiation; regulation of cell cycle process; negative regulation of transcription by RNA polymerase II
Cellular component (GO): transcription repressor complex; nucleus
Molecular function (GO): DNA-binding transcription repressor activity, RNA polymerase II-specific; RNA polymerase II cis-regulatory region sequence-specific DNA binding
Source: RefSeq, a predicted model, not a curated record